Messenger RNA from Antechinus flavipes (yellow-footed antechinus), 1687 nucleotides. RefSeq names its product keratin-associated protein 10-7-like. Lineage: Eukaryota; Metazoa; Chordata; Mammalia; Dasyuromorphia; Dasyuridae. Bases 194 to 1390 code for a protein of 398 amino acids. The record is from RefSeq and is a predicted model, not a curated record. The transcript is spliced from 3 exons.
ACUUCAGUCUGAAGUUUUAAGAGGCCGACAUGGAGAGGACUCAAACUACAGGCAUGGGGGCACAACUCAUAAAAAUGCAAAAUGACCACAAGUUGAGUGUUUACAGGAAAUUACAACCUGAAUUUUGAGUACCUUAGAAGAAGAAUAAUAACCAAGCCUCUAAAACCAGUGCUGCCACUUCUUUUGGAAGAUCAUGUCAUGUCAGAUGUCAGAAAAGGAUAAAGACAGGUGUAUUCAGACUGGUAAUACUUUCUACAAUUGCUUACUAAAACUUAAUUGUUCCAUAAAUAACUUUAUUCAAUUACUCACCAAUUACCUGGGCUGCCAAAUACCUUGUAUCAUUGUGAAUGAAAGUGGAACAGUUAAGGAUUAUUUUGAAGAAGUAGUAUGUUCUUUGAGAAGGGUCCAGUGUGAUAUUGACAGAGCUGAGAGCUGUUCUCAGUAUUCGAAGAUAAGUAUGACCUCAGUGAAGGAGCCCUGUCUGAAGAUAGAGCCCUGUCUGAAGAUGGACCCCUGUCUGAAGAUAGAUCCCUGUCUGAAGAUAGACCCCUGUAUGAAGGUGGACUCCUGUCUGAAGAUGGAAUCCUGUCUGAAGCUGGACCCCUGUAGUCCUUGUAACCCCUGUUCCCCUUGUUCCCCUUGUCCCCCUUGUCCUCCCUGUUUGAAGCUGGACCCCUGUAACCCCUGUUCCCCCUGUAUAAAGCUGGACCCCUGUAGCCCCUGUGUCCCCUGUAUAAAGCUGGACCCCUGUAACCCCUGUAACCCCUGUAAACCCUGUCCUCCCUGUCCUCCUCUCUGUCCUCCCUGUCCCCCCUGUCUGAAGCUGGACCCCUGUAACCCCUGUUCCCCCUGUAUAAAGCUGGACCCCUGUAACCCCUGUAACCCCUGUAAACCCUGUUCCCCUUGUCCUCCUCUCUGUCCCCCCUGUCCUCCUCUCUGUCCCCCCUGUCCCCCCUGUCUGAGUCCCUGUCUGAAGAUAGACCCAUGCCUGAAAAAUGCAACAAAAAAAUUGUGUGAAACAGCUAUUUCUGACUGCGCCCAGCUGCCACUUAUUCUUAUGCUGAAAAAUGUCAACUUCUUUGAAUGUAUGGAAUGUGCGCUUUCGCAGCUGAUGAAAUCUUCAAUUAUGAGCCUACGUCUGACUGACUUACAUAAUCCCUGUGAACCACCCUGUUGUCCUAAACCUUCUUCAAGUUGCUGCCCAGCUUUAACACCUACAGAUAUCUUAGAGAAGUUGAGCAACCUGGUGGAAUGUCAAACCUCCAUGAAUCCCUCAUGUGCAGAUAAUCUCCAAGAAAUUAUCAAGACUAUGGAACCUGUUGCAGACAAACUACAACAAGUCGCUAGGGCUAUAGAAAACAAUCUGGACUUACUAAAAUGUACUAAGUAGCUCUACAAUUAGUAAGUAGUAGAACUGCAGAGGACAUGUUUUGCUUAGUAGAAGAGCAGUUCUCAUCCAAUGAUUUCUCACCAUAAAAAGCUAGGAAAUACCUUUAGAAUUGCAAGAUUCGCAACUAAGGUGCUUAGAUUUCAGGAAAUCUAAGCCAGUUAUUUUGAAGUAUGAAGCUAGGCAGCUGUCAAACAGCAAAUCAUUUACUUCUCUUCUUGAUUGUUUAAAACUCAAAUAAAAUUCCCUUUGGAGUGGCAUCUGCAUUAAAAAAAAUAUAAAAAAUUUUUAAAAGACUUA